Mucor mucedo is the source of this 860-nucleotide messenger RNA. RefSeq lists its product as uncharacterized. The record is from RefSeq and is a predicted model, not a curated record. Bases 21 to 836 code for a protein of 271 amino acids. Lineage: Eukaryota; Fungi; Mucoromycota; Mucoromycetes; Mucorales; Mucoraceae. The transcript has 6 exons.
AAGAAGAAAAAAAUAGGAGAAUGGAUAGCUUUGUUUGUAUUAUCACAGGCUGUAACUCCUUAACCGGAAUUGGCCGCGCCUCCGCAUAUGCUUUUGCGAAGAAAACACCAAAAGUUAUUUAUGUUACGGAUAUCCAUGAUAACAAUCUUGCCACCUUGUCAGAAGAUAUCACAGAAACCACUGGCGUCGCGUGUAUUCCCAAAGUUGUCGAUGCUAGUUCAGACAAGGAUAUUCAGGCAGUAAUUGACGACGCCUUAGAAAAGUAUGGCCGUUUAGACGUCUUUUUUGCAAACGCUGGUGUUGGUGGAAACCACCCUAUGGCUACACAAACAAUGGAAGGGUUUCUUGAGAUGAUGCGUAUUAAUACUUGGAGUGUUUUUGCCGCGAUCAAAUAUGCAUCUGUGGCGAUGGAAAAAACAUCAGAAGAUAAGAUCAAGUCUGGUGGCUCAAUUAUUGCUACAGCUUCAGUUGCUGGUUUGAGAUCAGGUGCUGGUCCUGUGUCUUAUUCGGCUUCAAAAGCAGCUGUUAUUAAUAUUUGCCAGUCCGCUGCUUGGAGAUUACACGGGAAAGACGUUCGUGUUAAUGCAAUUUGUCCCGGUAUAAUUGAAACAGAAAUGACAGGACGUGUUUUAAACGCGAUUGCCAAUGAUGCAUAUGAGUCAAAAUCCAUAAAAUAUAAUUCUGCUCUGGAAAGAUGUGGCAAACCAGAAGAAAUUGCUACAAUGGCUGCUUUUCUGGCCAGCGCUGAAGCAUCCUUUGUAACAGGACAAGCUAUGGUAGUCGACGGUGGUCUAAGUGCCGCAUUACCAUAUACUCCUAAAUUUGCAGCCGCUUGAAAUGGAAUAAACUAUAAUCUAAAU